Messenger RNA from Staurois parvus, 367 nucleotides. NCBI's taxonomy places the organism in Eukaryota, Metazoa, Chordata, Amphibia, Anura, Ranidae. The record is from the annotation of a GenBank genome assembly.
GUGCCCCAUCAUUGGUGUCAGUGGGAAGAAUCGUGCCCCAUCAUUAGUGUCAGUGGGAGGAAUAUUGCCCCAUCAUUGGUGUCAGUGGGAAGAAACGUGCCCCAUCAUUGGUGUCAGUGGGAAGAAAUGUGCCCCAUCAUUGGUGUCAGUGGGAGGAAUAGUGCCCCAUUGUUGGUGUCAGUGGGGAGGGGAGGAAUAGUGCCCCAUCAUUGGUGUCAGUGGGAGGAAUAGUACCCCAUCAUUAGUGUCAGUUCGAGGAAUAGUGCCCCAUCAUUGGUGUCAGUGGGAGGAAUAGUGUCCCAUCAUUGGUGUCAGUGGGAAGAAUAGUGCCCCAUCUUUGGUGUCAGUGGGAGGAAUAGUACGUCAU